Messenger RNA from Schistosoma curassoni, 1723 nucleotides. Lineage: Eukaryota; Metazoa; Platyhelminthes; Trematoda; Strigeidida; Schistosomatidae. The record is from the annotation of a GenBank genome assembly.
AUGAAUAAACAAUCAUUGAAUACAAUUACACCAUUAUUAUGUAUCACAAUACAUAUAGAAAAUUAUAUUGAAUUAUAUAUACAUGAUGAUUAUUCAUUACCAAUAUUACAAUAUCGUUAUGAACAAUAUUAUAAUAAACCAUGGAAACAACCAAAAAAAUGUAUUAAAACAAAAUUAAUAUUAACUUAUACAUCAUUAAUAUUAAAAAAUGGUUCAUGGUGGCCAUAUCGUUAUGAAAAUGUAAUUCAAUAUAAAACAAUACAAAAAAUUAUUCUAUUUAAUCAACAUAAAUUACAAUUAGCUAUUGGUUUAUAUGAUGAUGAUUAUAUUGAAAAACAAUUUUUAAUUAUAACAACAAAAAAUAUUACUGAUAUUGAUAAAUUAAUUCAAUUAAUUGAUACACAAUUAUUAAUAUGGAAAUAUACAUUCAAUAAACAAAUCGAUUAUUAUCCUUAUCAAUUAUAUAAAAAAAAAUUAAUAACCAAUAAUAAAUUACAAUUAAUACCAUUAAAGAAUAAAGCAUUAAAUAGAAAAGGUUUAAUUGAUAAAAACCAAAUGGUUCCAAUGACAAAUCAUGUAAUUGGAUUGAAUUCAUUAAGAAAUACUUCAUUUAAUCAAUUGAAUGAAAAGAUUAUUGAUAAAUCGAAUGGUAUAUUAGAAAUUAAUUAUAAUAAUCCACAAUCAAAUCAUCAUUAUAAUGAGCAUAAAUCAAUACUACAUACGUAUAAUAAUAUGAAUGAUCAUGAUUUAUAUAAUGAUAAAAGAAUAAUUGAACCAAUUCCAAGUACUUCAAAUAUUAAUCAUCAUAAUAAACAUCGAAAAGAACAUAAUAUCAAAAAAGAAAAAGAAGAAAAUAAAAAAAUAAAAAAUAAAUUAUGUCAAACAGAUUCUUAUUAUAUUGAGAAUAAUAAUAUCAAAUCAUGGGAAGUUGAUAUUAAACAUUGAAUAUGAUCUCAUCUUAUACAUACAAGUAUGUAUACACAUUGAAAUGACUAGCAAAAUAAUAACAUGAACUAAAAGAAAAUGAAAUCUUUCCUUCUUUUUUCUUUUAAGAAAAACAAAACUGGUUUGGAAUAUUCUUUCUGUUGGUUGUUUUGUCUACUUGAAAAAUAAUAUUCCUCUAAUGAUUGUAUCAUUUACACAAUUAUUUCCGGAGAUUUUUAUUGAUUUGUUUGUUUCUAUGUUGUUGUUUGAAUUUUAUUCAAAGUGGGAAAAAGCAUUUAUUGUUAGUAUAAUCAAGGGGGAGGGGAGGAGAAUAAAAGGUUUCUAUGAAUUACUAAUGUUUUGAGAGAGAAAAAAAUGUAUAAAUCAAUGAAUGAUAAUAGUUCAUAGAUUGUGUGUGAUAUUGUGCUUGAAUAUGGGAACAUAAUGUUUUCUUUUUAGAUCAUAAAUUUAUUCUGAAAUGUUAGUUAGUAUAUGGUCUAUUACAAUUUUGAAGCCAUUUAUCAUGAUAACAUUAGGAUAAGUUAGUUUUCCUGUACAAAAUAUGUAAUUUUAAAUUACUUUAACUGAAUUAUUAUCAUUCACCAAUAAAGAUGGUAUGACUUGUAGGCAAAAUUUACAUACAAAUGAGUUACCAUUAAUAUCUUUGAUUUUUACUGAAUAAAUUCCAGAAUCUUUUGAUGCUUUCACCGAUGGAAGGAUGCAUAUACUGGUUUGAGCAGAUUUAUCAAAAUCACAAUAAUUAGGAUCCAACGGAGCAUCGUUGCGAAACCAAAAAACU